AUGCUUCCCUUGAACCCAUACCUGGCCGCCUUCUUCCGACACGGCAACCCCAUCAUCGCCCAGUGCUCCCCAGUGCAUCACCACGUCCUCCUCGUCCCAACCACCGAAUUCCUCCUCACCUCCCGCGAGACCGAGAGUGGCCAGUCGCCUUCAGAGCUCGUAGCCUCUGAAGACUUCUUGGGCAGCCAUGUGCUCAAGAUACCCAGCAGUGUUGCGACAGCGGGAGGGAAGGAUUCCGGCGUGGGAAAUCUGCGAGAGCUGAGGGGCAAAGCACGACAAUACAAUACCUUAAACGGCCGCAGUGUGGUUAUCAAGGAUGCAUUCGUGUACAGCAACAAAGGCUUCAAGAGUCUUGCACAAGCCCAGAUACUUGGUGAUGCCAUCUGGUACGCCGACUCGCUCGAACCGAAGCAAUGGCUGAUAUACUACAUAUCGCGACCCUUGGUAGGGACGUGGGACGAGGUCCACGUUCCCCGGGCGGUACUCACCCCAGGUAUGGCCAAAAGGAGGCUCGCUCAGGCCAAGCAAGCAGCAGCCAUCGAGAACGGGGAGCCGAGUCUCCCCAAGAAGAAAGAGAUCAAGACCUUCCAUGAUCUCCUGAACAACUUUCCCAUCAUCGCGAGGCAGAUGCAAUCUGGUCUCGACAAGCUAUUCCGAGAAUUUACCAUAGUCUUCGAGAGGCCUCUUCCGCCGCCGCCUUCCGCAGUACAUAUUCCUGAUCCCCUGCCGGAUGGGCCAAUCGCGACAGCUAUGAAACACGUGCGAUCGAAUAGCACAACGCCAGGUCAGGUUGGCACGAACGGCCCUGGCCCCAGCGAAAGCAGGCACACCAGGGUGACGGAGAAUUUCUUUGCCGAGGACGAUGAAGACGUGAUGAGAGCGUCACAUGAGACCGCCGUGACUACCGCUAUCGACCUUUUUCAAAAUGUCGAUAAGCAACAACUGUCCAUGUUAGGCGCAACAACUGACCUCACUGGGCCCGUGGUGGAGCGAUUGAUUGAGAGAUACGUAGCAGAGAACGUCCAUAAUCUCGUAUGGCCUAGGCUCGCUGCUAUGCGGCGAGCCGAGGACCUCGAACUUGAAGCCAAGAUAAGACAGAUGGAGUUUAUCGACAUCUCCCAACUCGGUCUCGCCAUUGAAGGCGGCCAGAAAGACAAGCGCGACCUCACCAUCAGACUUGGACGCGCGGUUGAGGAAUUCAACAAGAUGACCACAGCAAUGGGUCCGCAGGAGAUGAUGGAUCUGCUUCUCUCAACAAUGAAGGCUGUCACAACUAUGCCUGAGCAACCAGGGCCGGAAGGAAAGCCUAAUGGGGCCGCAGAAAAGCCUCCGCUUACCAUCAAUGCUGACACACUAGUUUCGCUGCUGCUUUAUGUUGUCAUCAGGGCUGGCGUCAAACAUUUACAGGCGCGCCUUCAAUACAUCAGGCAUUUUAUCUUCAUCGACGAUGUCGACAGUGGCGAAAUGGGGUAUGCGCUGAGUACUUUUGAAGCAGUCUUGUCAUACCUCAUGAGGGAUUCUAGUACUCUGAGGCGAGCGAGCAAGCGCAACAAAGCUCUAUGGGACAUGGUUGCGAAAGGGAAUACCACAGAGCUCCAAAAGAUGAUUGAUUAUGACGGAGAGGUCGUCGACGACGAGCCGCCGGAAUCGCCCAUCUCGACCCAAGCCCCGUCUGUCAGCUGGAGCAUGUUAAACGGGUCCUCCAAGGGAUCUUCCACAACUUAUACUAGCUUCGACACCUACUCUCAAGGAACCGGUCUUAGUCAUGUUUUCCCUUUUGAGAGUGACCUCAUUGGCGAGUCUUCUUCCUCGCCGGUAAAACGAGUCAAGCGAGUGUCUAUGGAUACGAGGAGUAUGUCGAGUGGCUCCGAAUUUUCCUACCGCUCUCGAGCUGCCAGCGUCGCGACUACGAUGGGUAGUGCUAUCGAGGGCGACACAUCGGCAGUACGGCUGUGUCAAACUCUUGACUCGUUUGGGGAGUCGGUCCCCAUGAUGGCAGUCCAGAAUGAGCGGCCUGAAACAUUGAAAUAUUUGUUAUCCUUGACAGAGUAUUUUCCGCCCGAAGUUAUUCUGGAGGAUACCAACAAUCAAGGAACCACGCUUUUAAGCGCUGCAGUUCAGCUGGGUCAUACCGAACUGAUUGACGUCAUCUUGGAUUUCAUCAUGGCUGCAGCCAGCCGUGAGCGAGUCGCUCGAUACUUCGCAGUUCAGGAUACGAUGGGACGUAGUGUGGCACACUAUUUGUUUCACGCGCCCGUACUGAUCAGGCGCAUUGGCAAAUUGCUACCAUGGCGGCAAAAAGAUAAAAAUGGCUUGACCCCAUUGUUUUCGCUAUGUCGGUCAUACGAUCACACCGUUUACCACUCCAUGGUUGAAGCCGGACUGGAAGCUGCCACGGAAUCCCAACGUGAUGGUCAAUCAUUGCAUCUUGACGAUCAUGUUGACUCGAAAGGAAACACGCUCCUGCAUAUUGUGCACGAUGCCUCAUUGACUCACCGCAUUUUGCAAUAUUGUGACGUCGAUGCCAACGCAACCAACGAAAAGAAGUUCACCGCGCUCAUGGUGGCUAGCAAGUAUGGCCGCUAUGACAUGGUGAGAGCUUUAUUUGGGGAUGCUAGAGUUGACGUGGCAGCAAAAGAUUUUCGAGGUCUGACGGCGGUGGAGCUGGCCAAGGACGAUGAGGUUCGGAAUAAGAUUGAUGAUCUUACACUCUUUUCGAUGCCAGCAGCUGAAGAUGGACGCGUCACAGGUGUGGUACGAUCGUUUUUUGUGGAGGACGCUACGAUACGGCUCGUCAUUAAGUCUGGCGCCCCGAGCGAAGGGAAUAGUUUUACGAUCACAACUUGCCGCCGUUCCCUCUUAGAUUUUGAGCGUCUCGCCAAUCUUCUGUCGGUCGAGAAUCCGGCAUCAUGGAUUCCCAACGUCUCAAGUCAACGAACACCUUUCCAGAUCCCCGCCAAGCCCUCAAGAGCAGUCUUGAAGGACAUACAGGUUCGUACGGACUGGUUUCUAAGGAUUUUACUGGCACACCCUACUUUUGCCACUCACGAAAUGCUUUGGGAAUUCUUCUUAGUCCCUGAUCUACAGCCUGAUAUGAUAGAACAGCGUAGUAGGCUGAAGGCUGAGACACGUGCUGAGACCAUUCACGAUGAGUACGAGCCGCUUGAAGAUAUUCGGGAGGUCGAGCAAUUCGUUGAUCACGCGCGUGACAUGGUUCGUAGCGUCAACUUUUCGACCAAAAGCGUUGCGCGGCGUGCCAAUGGAAUAUGUGUCGCCAAUGCGGAUCUUUACGAAGCAGCGAAUCUCUUGAGCAAGCAAGUUGGCAACUUGGAAUUCUUGCCGCACACACACUUCGCCGCAUUUGAGGCCUAUGCCCAUACUCUGCUACCAUUGCAGUCUGCACCUGCGCAAACGCUACAUAGUACACUUUUGGCGAUCCAAUCCACCAUGAUAGCAAUGCUCGCCGCUUUGGCACGCCCGCCGCAAAUUGUCGCGCAGAUACAAUCAUCCCGCAGAGCUAUUGAACGGUCGUACAACUCAUUGAGCCGCUCCACACGAUGGCCCUUGGGACUUCUUGAUGACACUCGCCAGCGACUCAACGAAGAGAAGGAGGAGAGAGCACGGGAGAAACAGAAGGAAGCUGACGACCUGGGUCGCGAGCUGAGAUAUACGCAGCAGGUGGUAGCUGGUGAACUUGCCGGCUGGCAGGACAUGCACGAAAGACUGGGACGUCGAGCCGUAAAGGAAUUUGCCAGAGGCAUGGUCGUUCUUGAACGUGAAAGACUGGCGGGUUUGCGGCGCGCCAUAAGGAAACUAAAGGAAGUUUCUACCGGCCCAGUGUUCAGGAUGGGCUCAAUUGGUGGGCCUCAAGCCGAAGCAGCAGUCGAUGAACUCGAAGCACGGCGACAGAUGGAAGACGUCGUCGACUCUGGUCUCAUAGACUCGCUUGCGCCGCCAGUAGGAGCGGACCCGGCAUUGCCAGGAAAGGAGGCUUCCGAGUCUUCCAAGAGUGGUGGCCCCGAAACAGAUAAUGGUGAGAUUUCGUUGGGGGUUAGUGGCGGUUCGAAUACUGCAAAGUCUGCAGAAAGCGUAGGAAACACCAUCAGUGCAGAUGGUGUGCAACAAUGA
Truncatella angustata is the source of this 4128-nucleotide messenger RNA. Its product is annotated as VPS9 domain-containing protein. Gene Ontology annotation, cellular component: transport vesicle; early endosome; late endosome. Gene Ontology annotation, molecular function: phosphatidylinositol binding; guanyl-nucleotide exchange factor activity; SNARE binding. The transcript has 3 exons. Gene Ontology annotation, biological process: early endosome to late endosome transport. The record is from RefSeq and is a predicted model, not a curated record. NCBI's taxonomy places the organism in Eukaryota, Fungi, Ascomycota, Sordariomycetes, Amphisphaeriales, Sporocadaceae. Bases 1 to 4128 code for a protein of 1375 amino acids.